Messenger RNA from Chlamydomonas reinhardtii, 733 nucleotides. Its product is annotated as ribosomal protein S13. The record is from RefSeq and is a predicted model, not a curated record. The transcript is spliced from 5 exons. Gene Ontology annotation, biological process: translation. Bases 66 to 521 code for a protein of 151 amino acids. Gene Ontology annotation, molecular function: structural constituent of ribosome; small ribosomal subunit rRNA binding. Gene Ontology annotation, cellular component: nucleolus; ribosome; cytosolic small ribosomal subunit. Lineage: Eukaryota; Viridiplantae; Chlorophyta; Chlorophyceae; Chlamydomonadales; Chlamydomonadaceae.
UGGCCGCGCCUUGACUCUCCCUCUCCAAGACCGCUGAGUCGGGUGUUCAUACACGACUCGCCACCAUGGGUCGCAUGCACAGCAAGGGCAAGGGCAAGGCGUCCUCUGCCAUCCCCUACAAGCGGUCUCCGCCCUCGUGGUGCAAGACCACCGGCGCUGAGGUGCAGGAGAUGAUUUGCAAGUUCGCCCGCAAGGGUAUGACCCCCUCGCAAAUCGGCAUCGUGCUGCGUGACCAGCACGGCGUGCCUCUCAUCAACACCGUGACUGGCAGCAAGGUCCUGCGCAUCCUGAAGGGCGCGGGUCUGGCCCCCGAGAUCCCUGAGGACCUGUACUUCAUGAUCAAGAAGGCCGUGUCGAUCCGCAAGCACCUGGAGCGCAACCGGAAGGACAAGGACGGCAAGUUCCGCCUCAUUCUGGUGGAGAGCCGCAUCCACCGCCUGGCUCGCUACUACAAGCGCGUGCGCAAGCUGCCCCCGAACUGGAAGUACGAGUCCUCGACCGCCUCCACCCUGGUGUCCUAAACGGCUAGCUUCUAGCCGUUUGGCGGUACCUGUGGGUUAUGCGGCCGGCGCCGCCGCCCCGGGCUGGCAGCAGCAGGGGCGGCGGCGGCAGCGGCGGGCUGCUGCUCCUGCUGCUGGCGGGUUUAGGAUUGUGCCAAGAGCUGGUGUUUGUUCUUGGAGCGCGUGUGGUGGCGGCGGCAAGCGCGCCCGGACUGGUGUAACGCCUUAAGCCA